AUGUCUUCCCUUGCGUCGAUUCAAACGGCGCUCCGCAACCGCGAUGGCUCAGAGAUCCAGGAGUUCCAGCUGGAUGCCGACGGAAGGCAGCUUGUGGCUGCAGAUACAUUCACCAUGGCCGAGAGCGUGCGCUCUGCAAAGGGCAUUGGCUCGCGUCGCAAGACUGUGAUUGAGGCGUUUGUGGUGCUGUGCAAUGACGUCCUCGUCAUCACGCAACAGCAGCAGACGGCGGGAGGAGACACCGUCUACCUCCUGCUUGCAGAUCCGCUUGAUCUGGAUCAGUGUACGGUGACGAGCGUGUUCUAUGACGAUGACCGGGAGUUCCUGGUCGAGGAGAACACAAAGCAGUCGUCGGAAGCGAGCUCGCAGCGCGAAAGCUUCUCCUUCAAUGCCCCAGCCAGCCCUCCAUCUGUCGUCGUCGCCAACAGCUUCGUGUUUCGCUGCCGCACCGCUGAGAUGAAGAAGCAAUGGCUGCAGAAGGUUCACAACUGCAUCUGCAGGGCAAAGGGCUUGCCCAUCGAGACGCCAGAGUCGCCGCCGGCGCAGCAAGACCUGGUAAAGUUUCGGCACAACAACUCCUUCACGCGCAAGCGCUCACGCAAAGAAAUUAACGUCAAACUGGAAGAACCGCACGAGCGCCGGCUGCAGUCCCGCGGAUCACGGCGCUCCCAAGACGAGGUCGAGUGCCCUGCUUUGCUGUAUCCUAUGCACGUGUGGGUGACCAUAUGCAAGACGCCAGAGUCGCCGCCGGCGCAGCAAGACCUGGUAAAGUUUCGGCACAACAACUCCUUCACGCGCAAGCGCUCACGCAAAGAAAUUAACGUCAAACUGGAAGAACCGCACGAGCGCCGGCUGCAGUCCCGCGGAUCACGGCGCUCCCAAGACGAGGCGUCUGAUCACACGGCAUCAAGCAACAGCAUCGCUGUCAGCCGCGGUGAUUCGUCACACUCGGUUGCGGCGCACCUCGUCGAGGACGCACAGCGCGUGGCUGAGCGGCGUCCCAUCAUGCGCAAGUUUGUUGAUCGCCUUCGUCGGCGCACGCGCCACAUCGACGAACCGCCCGCAGAGCUGCGAAGUCAGCGGUCCGUGCAGAUCAGCGAGGGCACGUCCAAGCGCCUGAUUGAGAAGUGGGAAAGCCGACACGGUAGACGCCGGCCGUCUAGCGAACGGCCAUCACGGCGUGGAUCAAAAGCAAAUGCAAAGGCAUCAAAGGCGCCAGCGUUCCGUUACGAACAAUUCUACGAGCACCGGCAGUUCUUCGAGGACCAAGCGACCGGGAUGUCACCAACCAAGGACACGCCCACCAGCAGACAAAAGCGCUUCGACUUUGACAUCCCAACAACGCGGCAGAACGUCCACUCCCUCGUCGAACAGUUGGGCGGUGGAUCGUCGGAGGAGCUAAAGACGCUCACAGAGGACACGGUGUCUGGAUCUGCGCAGCCGUCAGUCACCAACACAUACACAAUGUCGUGGGAUUAUGGCGACGAUUUCCCCGCCGUCUCAAGCAAGACAGACGAGAUGGUUGUUGGUCAGGACACCACGUCAUAUCCGGCAUCCCGCAGCCCACGGCAGCCCCCGCCAAAGUCGCCGAAGAAAUCGCCAAAGUUCAUGAAGCGCCUCUCCAAAUCAUCCACGCCCACCAAGGCCAAACGAGAUUCCGAUGGCAGUGCAUCGACCAAGAAGAAGGGCAUGCUCCAUCGCAUGCGUGAAUCGCUGCGGAUUCGGCGACGCGGAAGUCGGAAAAGCAAAGACAUUGCACCACUACCGCCGACAGCUGACGACGAGGACGAUAGAGGCGCAGCCGCCGCUGGUGCCGAUCUCACAGAGGACACGAGCGCAUACGCAGGAUAUCACCCGCUCAAGCCGCGCACAGCGCUGUCGCGACGAGACCUGACAGCCGGCGUUGGCUCGCUCGCCAUUGCCGAAGAUGAGUUUGAUACCGAGAGCAUUGAUCUCGACAUCAUUCGGCGCGACCUCCACACAUACGAGCAGUCCACGCUCGCAAUCACCGAAGAGGACAGAGAUUUGGAGCAGCUGCAGGCGUCCACACUCGCACUGAAACGGCAGAUGGAAGAGGAGGAAGAAGAGUACAACAUGCGCCGCCUCGCUGCAGAGAAGAAGAUGGAGGACAAGCAGAAUCUGAUGAAGCCACUUGACCAGAGCCAAGCGCACGCCUCGCAGCUGAAGCUGCCGUCCCACUUGCUCCAAUCUGAGCACCUGCCGACGCUGGGGUCGUUCAUCAGCGCCAACUGGCAGCAGCUCAUGUAUCCGACAGAGACUGGCGACGACCUGAUCCACUCCGCCCAGAACCUCAGCAGCAACAACAGUAACAACAAUACUGGUCUACUGGACGUGCUGCGCUCACGACAGAAGACGGAACCAGCGCACAAACGCCAAGUGCAUCUUCGCCAAAAGUGGACUGGCAACCUGUCUCGGGAUGUGUAUGGAGUGAACCAGCUUCGCCGGGAAUUUCAAACACAGCACUCGACGCACGCAGCCGUCGUUGGCGGCCUGCCGCGGGCAGGUGGGGGCGCGCUGUCGCCAACCAUGCAACAGCUGAUUAUGGAGCACUUGCACUCGGACGAAGGGGUUGCGAGCGAGCAUCUUUCGCAGCAGACACACACCCAGGACCAGGACGACAGUGGCGAACACGUGUACGAGACCAUUGCCGACAUGUGGCCUGAAGCCAAGCAGCGGCCUCAGCAGCCACGCCAGCCGUACGCUGGGCGGCGCAUGUCUGUGGUGGAGAACAUGAGCAGCUCUGACGACAGCACGAGCGGCACGAGUGAGGCGAGCAAGCGGUCGUCUGCUACGUCGUCUGCAUCGUCAUCCUCAACCCUGCGCCCGGAAAACGGCUACGAGCACGAGGACGCGUCUGUUGCGCCGUCGUCGCCAACAAUUUCGCCAGAGGUCCACGCCAUGUAUCACGGCAACCUGUGGACCACGCUGCCGCAGGAUCCCGUUCCGAUUAGCGUGCAGUGGUCCCUGGCCAAGAACAGCCAGCUUGCCGGGCUGACGGCUGUGCAGCUUCGGCUUCUCGCUGUCUUUGCCGGUGCCCUCGGCCAGUGCAGCGAGACCAGCAACCUGUAG
Messenger RNA from Salpingoeca rosetta, 3090 nucleotides. RefSeq lists its product as uncharacterized. The coding region runs from base 1 to 3090 and encodes 1029 amino acids. The record is from RefSeq and is a predicted model, not a curated record. The transcript is spliced from 29 exons. Lineage: Eukaryota; Choanoflagellata; Craspedida; Salpingoecidae.